GUAGUGGGUACGUGUAAUUUUAGGGGAAAAUGGCAGAGAGGAAAAAUAACAAUGUUCCCAAUACAAGUGCAAAUUUAUUGUUCAGCGCUGCUCCGGAAUUUAACUUCAAUGUGCCUUUCAUGCCGGUGAGUCGGGCCUCUGGUCCGGCGGUGCUGUCAGGAGAUGACUCCACUGAUGUUGGAGAGGAAGACAGCUUUCUGGGUCAGACCUCUGGGAACGGACCAGCCCCCUCUACAUUCAACUACUUCUCCAGCCCAGUAACCAGCAGUGAUCCAUUCGCUGCCAUCGGCCAGUCGCCAUGCCCUCCACCAGCACUCUCAGCAGCUCCUACGACAACAGGCAUGGCGUCUGUUCCCAGCAGCGUCGGCAUGGCUCCACCGCCAACGCUUCCAAGCUCCCAAAUGAACCCAGCUACUCCGGUAUUUGGCAGUGCAGUUUAUCAGAGCCCUAUGGGGCGUCACACUCCUCCCCCAAGCUCAAUGACCCCGCCGCCUCCUCAGAUGCAGCAACAGAGUCAUAACCCGUACCGACACACCCCCACCAGCAGCAGAGCCAGUCCUUAUAUCCCAGCUCCAGAGGUCCUGCCACCGACCCACACACCUCAGCAGAAUCCCUACUCCCUCACCUCUGCGCCACAAACAUUCCCGCCGUCAGGACCCACAUUCACAAGGCCUCCACCCACACAGAUUCAGGGACCUCCACUGCCACCCACCACUGCUGGAGCAGUAGUCCCCGCUGGUCCCAUGAUGCCGUACAACUAUAAUGUUUAUGAGCAGGUUCAGCCGCACUGGUUCUACUGCAAGAUAGUAGAAGCAAAGAGUGUCUGGCUUCCUUUCAGCAUUAUCGACUCCCUUCAGCUAGAGGAGACGUUCAACUCAGUUCAACCAGACCCAGAAAAUGUGAUCGUGCGCACAGACGGAGGACGUUACGACGUGCAGCUCUACGACCGCAUGCGGAGUGCUGUUUACUGGGAGGAGGAGAACACGGAGGUCCGACGCUGCUCCUGGUUCUACAAAGGGGAUACGGAUAGCCGCUUUAUCCCUUACUCUGAAGACUUUAGUGACAAGCUGGAGGCAGAAUAUAAGAAAGCUGUAUCUACCAACCAGUGGCACCGCAGACUGGAGUUCCCAUCAGGAGAAACCAUUGUCAUGCACAAUCCAAAGGUGAUUGUGCAGUUUCAGCCCUCCUCCAUACCAGACGAGUGGGGCACAACUCAGGAUGGACAGACCAGGCCCAGAGUGGUCAAGAGAGGGAUUGAUGAUGACCACGAUGAAGUGCCUGAUGGUGAGCUCCCCAAGGUGGAUCAUCUCGUGUUCAUGGUUCAUGGAAUCGGUCCCGUGUGUGACCUGAGGUUCAGGAGCAUGGUCGAGUGCGUGGAUGACUUCCGUAGCGUGUCGCUGAAGCUGCUGCAGAGUCACUUUAAGAAAUCCAUGGAUGAUCACGCCAUCAGCCGGGUGGAGUUCCUGCCUGUCCAGUGGCACACGGCUCUACAUGGAGACGCCACAGGGGUGGACAGGAGGAUAAAGAAGAUUACCUUGCCCAGCACUGGACGCUUACGUCACUUUACAAAUGAAACUUUGUUAGACGUGCUCUUCUACAACAGUCCAACUUACUGCCAGACCAUCAUGGACACAGUUGCCCUAGAAAUUAACCGACUUUAUGCCCUGUUCAUGACGAGGAACCCAGACUACGCAGGAGGCAUAUCGGUGUCUGGACACAGCUUAGGUUCCCUUAUUCUCUUUGACCUGCUGUCAAAUCAAAAGAAUGGCUCUCCUGCACUUGUCACACCAAUCAUUCCCACUGCCAAUGGAGACACUAAGCAGGUGACAGCCCCCGUUCCACAAGCCGUAAUACCUCCAGCUGUGGAAGAGGAGCCCAAAGAAGAUGGGGAGGAGUUUGAGGAUCUCUCUGCUAUGCUGGAACAUCUGGGCCUGUCUGAGUACAAGGGUACCUUUGACGAAGAGAAGAUCGACAUUGAAUCUUUUCUCAUGUGCACUAUCGAGGACUUGAAGGAGAUGGGGAUCCCGCUGGGUCCGAGAAAAAAGAUUUCUAAGUUUGUCAAAGAAAGGGUGACUAAGCAGGCAGCUCAGGAGAAGAAAGCUGAGGUCAAGGAGGUCAGUCAAGCUGUGGCGCUCCCACAAGCAGCAGCUGAAGUUCUCCCUGAUCCCAUUGCAAAGAAGCUUCCAGUGGGCAACACCGUCUCCUCCAUCCACGUCAACUACAAUUACUUUGAAGUUGGCACUGGACAGGUGUCAGUGGUCUAUCAUGCUCUGGACUUUGAACCAAUGAAUUUCUUUGCCUUGGGUUCUCCGAUUGGGAUGUUCCUGACAGUCAGAGGCCUGGAGAAGAUCGAAGAGACGUACCAGCUGCCAACAUGCAAGGGAUUCUUCAAUAUUUACCAUCCAUUGGAUCCGGUGGCGUACAGGAUCGAGCCCUUGAUCAUACCAGAUUUGGAACUGAAGCCUGUUUUGGUCCCACAUCACAAAGGAAGGAAAAGGCUUCAUCUUGAGCUGAAGGAGAGUCUCUCCAGGAUGGGUUCUGACCUGAAACAUGGUUUUAUCAGUUCCCUCAGGAGUGCCUGGCAAACACUCAAUGACUUUGCUCGCGCUCACACCUCGUCUGCUCAGCUCCAGGCCGAGUUGGCCAUGGUAGCCAGUCAGAUCGCAGAGGAGGAGAAGCAGCAAGCGCAGGAGGUCACAGAGCACAAGAUCUCAGAGAGCCCCGAGCCAAUGAGAGAAGAAGAGCCUCAGGUGAAAGUCGGGAUGCUGAACGGAGGGAAUCGAAUCGACUACGUCCUGCAGGAGAAGCCCAUAGAGAGUUUUAAUGAAUACCUGUUUGCCCUCCAGAGCCAUCUCUGCUACUGGGAAUCUGAGGACACGGCCCUGCUUAUUCUCAAAGAGAUCUACAAGACCAUGGGCAUCCAUCCAGAGCAGUUUGUACAUUAAUAAAGUGAAGUACCUGAGAUGAAAAUGAGCCUGUCUGAAAUUUUGCCAUUUCCUGGA
Scomber japonicus (chub mackerel) is the source of this 3002-nucleotide messenger RNA. RefSeq names its product SEC23 interacting protein (gene sec23ip). Gene Ontology annotation, cellular component: COPII-coated ER to Golgi transport vesicle. The record is from RefSeq and is a predicted model, not a curated record. Lineage: Eukaryota; Metazoa; Chordata; Actinopteri; Scombriformes; Scombridae. The transcript has 18 exons. Gene Ontology annotation, molecular function: protein binding; metal ion binding. Bases 30 to 2945 code for a protein of 971 amino acids.